This is a messenger RNA of Paraphaeosphaeria sporulosa, 1284 nucleotides long. Its product is annotated as ATP12-domain-containing protein. Gene Ontology annotation, cellular component: mitochondrion. The record is from RefSeq and is a predicted model, not a curated record. The transcript has 2 exons. Lineage: Eukaryota; Fungi; Ascomycota; Dothideomycetes; Pleosporales; Didymosphaeriaceae. The coding region runs from base 46 to 1131 and encodes 361 amino acids. Gene Ontology annotation, biological process: mitochondrial proton-transporting ATP synthase complex assembly.
CCACCAAAACCGCAGCGUCACCUGCACCCGUGUAUCCCGGCCGCAAUGGAGUCAAUCCGCCCUGCCUUGGCGACCUUGAGGUUGCAGGCAACCCGACGUGCGCCCCGGCCGCUGUACCAGUGUCUGCACACGACCGCAUCGCGGCGCGCUACUCCGCUGCCUCAUCCUUCCGUCCCGGGUCCGCCGCCGGCGACGCCCACCCCAUCUCCUACAGAUGCGCUCUACCGUGUUGCCAGGAAGAAGAAGCAGGCUUCGCUCCUGCAACAAGCAAAGGAUAUCAGAGCUGCGCCCAAGCCAGGGGGCGCCCUCGCGAAGCGCUUCUGGAAGGAUGUCACCGUGAAGGAGGCAGAUGGUGGCCUGCAGGUCUUCCUCGACAGCAGACCGGUGCGGACGCCCACCAAAGAGAUCCUCACGGUCCCCGCGACCAAGCACCAGCUCGCCUCUGCCAUUGCGCUUGAAUGGGAUCUUCUCCUGAGCGCUCAGCAGGCGCUGAAGACACACUACAUACCCAUGACAUCGCUCGCCGCUCGCGCAAAGGACAUUGAGAAAGCAGACGCUGAAGGCAACUCAAAAGUGCGCGACGACAUCAUUCGCAUGCUGAUGCGCUAUCUCUCCACGGACACACUACUCUGCUGGGCGCCCGAGAAACAGCUCCACGAAGUCCCGCAGGGGGGGCUCACACUCCGCCAGACGCAGAUGAAGCUCACCAUGCCCAUCAUUGCUCACCUGACUACGCACGUGUGGCCAGGUGUCGAGAUCAAGCCAAUCCUAGAGCCAGACAGCAUCAUGCCCGUCUCGCAGCCCGAGAUGACCCAAGAUGUCAUACGGGGCUGGCUCGCGGGAAUCCCGUCUUUCGAACUCGCCGGUCUGGAGCGCGCGGUUCUGGCGUCCAAGAGUCUCCUCAUCGGCGUCAGGCUUGUCCACGAAUGGGCCGAAGCGUUUGCGCAAUCGCGGGAGGCUUCUGACGGGGGCCGCUUUGGAAUCGAGGAAGCCGCAGAGGCAGCCAGCACCGAAGUGCGAUGGCAGACAGGACAGUGGGGAGAGGUGGAGGAUACACACGACGUGGAAAAGGAGGACAUGAAGCGCCAGCUGGGCAGCGUCAUUCUUCUGGUUGGCGGAGAGACGUCGUGAAUCCAGCAAACGGAAUCGGAGUUGUAAACACCAUAGAUUGGCGAGAAUACGCCUUGUAAAAUUAGACAUGUAAUUGUGCAGCAUCGACGCAGAAGCUAUGGAUGCUGCCAGCCACGUGCUACUGUGCGCAGAGUAUGCACCAUCCAUCCAUCC